Paramecium pentaurelia is the source of this 2327-nucleotide messenger RNA. The record is from the annotation of a GenBank genome assembly. NCBI's taxonomy places the organism in Eukaryota, Ciliophora, Oligohymenophorea, Peniculida, Parameciidae.
AUGCUUUAAAAAUUCUUGACAAAAGUUUCUUAUUUUGAUAGAUUUGGAGCUGAAGUAAAACUAAAUUUCAGAAAAAAAGAGACCCAUUAAUCUCCCUUUGGAGGUUUCUGUACAAUUUUACUUUUUGUGGUCUUGACUGUCAUAUUCAUAAGAGGAGCUAUAGGACUUAUAAAUAAAGAAACCUUCACUGUAUGAUAUUAUAAUAAUUUAAUGAGAUCUCCUAUAAUAAAGUACUCAAUGUCGAUCCACCAAUCACUGAAUUACUCUCGAAAGAUUUCAUGAUGGCCUUCUAAGCUGAGAAUCUUAUAGAGAAUGGAACCAAACGACUUUUUAAUUUCAUUUUUACAUCUCAUUUACAAAUGAUGGAUGAAAAUGGAAACAUGACAAAGACAGAAACAUCAACACACAAAUUAGAAUAAUGUAAUAUUUCACAUUUUAAUGAAUUUGAUGAAGCAAGUACAUAUAAUGUAGCAAUUUAUUUUAAUCAUUAGAAAUUACUGAAAGAUUAAUUAGAUGAUUACUACUGUCUCCCCCUCAAUUAUAGUCUCUAAAUAUAAGGUACCUAAAAAUCAAAUAUAUUUUAAUAUGGUAAAAUAUCAGUAACAAUCUGUUCUUCAGAUGAUUGUUAUUCAACUGAUGAAAUCCAACAAUUCUUACGAUUAGGUUAUUUCAAUAAUAGCUUCAAAAUUAACACCUUAAUGUUGAAUAGAGUCCCUAAUUUAAACAUACCUAAUAAUUAUAUCUCCUACAUUUAUUCAGAUUAUUACAUCUAAGCAAAAAUUGGAUAAGAAACUAAAACAGAUGUUUAUUUAGAGUAAUAACAACUCUCAAUUGAGAAAUCAGUCAUACCUGGAAUCAAAGCAUUGGAAGAGGAUCAUGUAUUUUCAAUACUGGAGAAUAAAUUAUAAGCAUCAUCUGUUUUUACAUCAAAUAUAACUAGAGUUGCAUCUUUUUUCAUUAGAUUGUCUUAAUCAGAAACACAUUAUUAUAAAGAGUAUUAUAGAUUUGAUGAGCUAUUUUCUUAUGUUGGAGGAAUUACUUAAUUUCUAGCUACUAUUCUUGGUUAUUUUAUUUUAAGAUACAAUCAAACAGGAUUGUAGAUUAAAUUAGCCAAUUCAUUAUAUUAAUUUGAUAUGCCUGAAAAAUAAAAAGGAUAGAUGGUAUUUUCUUUUUAAUUAUUGGUCAAUAAAAUAUUUGAAUCUCUUAAAUCAAUUGAAGAUGCAGUAUAAAAAUUUAAAAAUAGUGCUCACAGAAUAAUUAAUUUGACAAGAUUAGCAGGAGGUCUUAAAUUUAAUAAUCAAUAAUCUUAUUAAAAUGAUGAUAUUGAUGAUGAAAUGGUAAAUCAUCUUGCAAAUUAAUAAGUACCUUAGACUGAUAAAUUAAAGUUAGAUAAAUGUGCUGAUCAUUGUCAUGAAAGCAAUUAAACCUUUUAUUUAGAAUAGGAUAAAAAGAAAUUUCUCAGUCUUAUUGUUUAAUUAAUUUUGGAAAGUAGAAAAAAACUAUCAUUUGGUGUUCAUUUUCUAGCUAAAUAGGUAUCUGGAUCAUUUAAAAAGAAUACAGCUGUAAAUUAUUAAUCUCAAUUAUUUGAAAAAUCUAGAAAAAUGAUUUUAAGAGAUAUGGAUAUUCUAGUUAUAAUGAAUAAAUUAUAAGAAAUUGAAAAAAUUAAACAUGUAAUCUUUAAUAAAACAUAAAGAAAAGUAUUUAAUUAUUUAUAAAAACCUGUUGUUUGUGUUAAAAAGAAAAUCAAUCAAGAUAAAUAUGAUCAAAGUUUAAUACAUGGUGAUCUAAAAAAUAAAAGAGAUGAUACUCUUAGAUUAACAAUGUCUUCUAAAUCUUUACUUGGUAUUAGAUAAAAAUAUAAUACUGAAAAGAAGUUUAACAAAUUAUAUGAAGCUUAUGAAGAAUUAGCACUUGCAGAAGAUCCAGAUGAAACUGAAAAAAUAAUGAAUUAGAGAUUAUUAAAAUUGGUUGAACCAACAAUCUAAUACAGUUUUAAUUCUCUAGUUGAAAUUGAAAAAUUAUCAAGAUAACUAAGGCACAAUAAGAAAAGGAGAGUAGCAACUUAGAUUUUGAAACCUCAGAAUUUCAAAUUAGGAUCUUCAAAUGAAGUUGAAGAAGAAAUAGAAAAUAAUUUUGAUAUUGAAAGCAUCACUCUCAAUGGUUAGAAAAAGGAUAAUUUAUACAAGAAAUCAUAGCCAAGUUUACCUGAAAAUAAAAUUAAGAAUUUAACUACUCUUUAGAGUUCUACAAGACAAUUAAAGGAUGUAAAAUUAAAUCAAAUUCAAUCCAAAUAAGAUUUUCUAGAUGUAGAGAUUAAUUCUUCAUGA